Molecule: messenger RNA, 1860 nt
Organism: Oldenlandia corymbosa var. corymbosa
Lineage: Eukaryota; Viridiplantae; Streptophyta; Magnoliopsida; Gentianales; Rubiaceae
Source: the annotation of a GenBank genome assembly
UAAUUAGACCUUUCUUGAUAGGUCAAAUCAUGAUAACUUUAAUACUUAAGAGGCCAGCACUAUUACAUUAUAAUCUUGAUUAGAUGCGGAAAGAUGUUUAGUGAGACUGUUAAUGACGUACUGAAACCUUGUAAGUUCAACUGAAGAAACGGUUUCCAACCCAGAUGUCCAUCAUCAAGCUGGAUUACACCACCAUCCCUAAUCCAUUGAACCGGCAGUUCAUCACCAACUGGUUACCACUUCUUUCCCUCUGUAUUCUCCCCAAAACUAAGAUCUAAACCCUAAAUCUUCCAAUCCCCAUAAAUGGCUGCAUUCAUCUUCCUCUUUUCCAAACCACCUUCUUCCCUAAUAUUUUCAACACACACGAAAUCAAACAUCACAACAAGUGAUCCAUGUCAACUUCCAGUGACCGGGGUGUUCCGACGGAGGCUGCGCCUCCACCGGGGAGACAACGGAGUUUCCGGGGAGUGAGGCGCAGGAAGAGUAGUGGAAAAUGGGUGUCAGAAAUUAGGGAACCAAAAUCACCAAACAGAAUAUGGCUUGGAACUUUUCCAACCCCCGAAAUGGCUGCCGUGGCCUAUGAUGUGGCUGCACUUGCGCUGAAAGGUCCGGAGGCCGAGCUGAAUUUCCCGAAUUCGGCAUCUUCGUUGCCUUCUCCUGCCUCCACUUCUCCCCGGGACAUUCAGGCAGCCGCUGCCAGUGCCGCGGCCGCGGCCGGGGCGGCGAUGGAUGCCCUAGUUGGCAAUGCCUCAGCCCGAGCGAAUGAAUCAUCAAACAAGAUGAUGAUCAGCAUCCCAACGGGUUCGGAUUUGGUAAAUGAGUUUGUUGAUGAGGAUUUGAUAUUUGAUAUGCCGAAUGUUCUGGCCAACAUGGCUGAAGGGAUGCUUCUAAGCCCACCCCGCCUGGACAUUCCCGGAGAUAAUUAUCAAACCUAUGCCGCUGAUGAUUCCGUGGGAUCAGAUGAUCACAACCUCUGGAAUUACUUUCCUUAAUGAUAUCCAACAACUGCCAUCUUUCUUCCAAAGGGGGAAACAAACCACCCCCAAAAAAAAAAGGACUAACAAGUUCUAAUUAAUAAAAACCUUAAUUACCUUCAUUGCAAAGUGAAAAAAAACAAGAGGAAAUUAAGUAAACUGGUAGUUUGAUGUAUUGAGAAGGGUCUAGCAUUUCUCAAUUUGUUGCUUUUAUUUGUGGUGUGAUAUUUCAACUGCAGGGUCCUGUGUUUUGUUGCUUAACGAGUAAUAUUCCUGUGCCAUUGCCGUGCACCUGUGGUUAUAGACUUAUAGUAACCAGAAGACGGAAAAGACGCGACAUUCAAGUUUCUGUGUAAUGUAACAAAUCGCAUGCAUGCACGCAUUUGUUAUCAGAGAAAACUAUCUGGUUUAAAUUUCUUUUAUGUAUCCUGUAUUUUUUUAAUGCAUAUAAAAUGAAUAUGAUCAAUUCAUCUUACUUCCUGCUCGACUGUGAUUACAUCAAUAAAGCCUUCAUGUUGGACUGUUGAUUGAUGGUCUCUUGGUCUUGACUGCACAUCAUCAGAAAUGUGCAAAUUGUAAUAUAAGAUCUCAUCUCUGGCGCUUCUCCAAUUUAUUUAUAGUACGAUUUUCCAACAGCUGAUGAGCCUGAUAUCAUGCUAAAUCACCACACUUCCAUUAACGAUUAAAGAAAAAAAAAAUAAAUAGAACGAUCAAUCUCCUUCAUCUUCUUCUUUGUGGGAGACCAUAUUAUUGUGAUCAUUGGACAUUAACCGAUCAUUUGUAAAACCAACAGAACCUUGAAAGGCAUAGUAGUGAGCUCAACUGAGAUGUGGAAGAUAUACAGGUUGAAUAAUGACACAGUACUAAUUUCAGUGCAAUUCUAAAG